AUGGAAGACAGGAAAAUUGAGCAGAGGGAUUACUAUGCCAUUCUAGGUCUUUCUAGAGACGCAUCGUUUGAAGAAAUAAAGAAGCAAUAUCGGAAUUUGUCAAGACAGUUCCAUCCUGAUAAGCAGUCGGUCGAACAUCAAGAUUUCGCAAAUGAGUUUUUCCAAAGAAUCGAUCGCGCGUAUCAAAUUUUGGGCGACGAGAAGAAGCGAAGACUUUACGAUUUGCUGUCGAUUUGCUGGAGAACAACGAGCAGCUCGUCAAACGUGAUGACGUAUGCCACUUUGAGUGCCCCUUUCCAUUAG
Molecule: messenger RNA, 303 nt
Organism: Blastocystis hominis
Lineage: Eukaryota; Bigyra; Opalinata; Blastocystidae
Exons: 3
Coding region: 1-303 (100 amino acids)
Source: RefSeq, a predicted model, not a curated record